Messenger RNA from Frankliniella occidentalis (western flower thrips), 1011 nucleotides. RefSeq names its product 40S ribosomal protein S24 (gene RpS24). Gene Ontology annotation, molecular function: structural constituent of ribosome. Gene Ontology annotation, cellular component: ribosome. The coding region runs from base 146 to 544 and encodes 132 amino acids. Lineage: Eukaryota; Metazoa; Arthropoda; Insecta; Thysanoptera; Thripidae. The transcript is spliced from 5 exons. The record is from RefSeq and is a predicted model, not a curated record. Gene Ontology annotation, biological process: translation.
UUGGUGGUUGGUAUGAAACGGAAAACAAGGUUUCGAGCAGGCGAUGAGAUGAGCCAGGUUCUUUUACUUUCCGGUUUUGUGCAAGGCUGUAGGGUCCGAAGCGAGUGUUCCUUCCUGCACGAGUCGUGUUGAUUUACACAUCAAAAUGACUGAGGGUACAGCCACUGUCCGUACGAGGAAAUUCAUGACCAACCGGCUUCUUGCCCGGAAACAAAUGGUCGUAGAUGUUCUCCACCCUGGUCAGGCCUCAGUGAAAAAGGCCGAUAUUAGAGAAAAACUUGCUAAGAUGUUCAAAGUUACUCCUGAUGUUGUAUUUUGCUUCGGCUUUAGAACUAACUUCGGUGGUGGCAAAUCUACUGGCUUUGCACUAAUUUACGACACCUUGGACUUCGCCAAGAAGUUUGAACCCAAGCACAGGCUAGCCAGGCAUGGUCUCUAUGAGAAGAAACAGCAGACCAGAAAACAGCGUAAGGAGCGAAAGAACCGUAUGAAGAAGGUUCGAGGUACCAAGAAAUCAAAGGUUGGAGCGGCGGCAAAGAAGUGAAACCCACUUAACCGAUUUCCUGCUUUUAUUGGAAUUUUUUGCCUGUUCCUCAUUUUUCUGCUCACAACAAUUUUUUGCAACAGUCCCCCAUAAUCUGUAAGUGUUGGUUUCAGUGACUUUGAUUCUCAACAUUUACAUGAACUUAGACAAGUGAAUUCUAAUCCCAGUAAUAUGUGCACCCACAGAAUGCUUUCAAUAUGUUGAUUCUUUAGGAAUUUUUGGGACAAUGAUUUCCAUCUGAGUUAACACUCACCUAUUUGUUUGUUGUUGAAUGAUCCCAUCCAUAAUUUAAGCUAUAACAAUGCAUCUAAGCUUUAUCCUGUAUUGGCAUGUGUCUUAAAUCUUUGCUUCAUAUGGCUUUUCUUUAAUCUGAACUUUUUGUUUCUUUGCAGUAAACGAUGCUGGUGGACACUCGACUUUAAACUUAUUAUUUUACUGUACGGGAAUAUACCUAAUUCGUUUCCAAA